This is a messenger RNA of Naegleria gruberi, 2193 nucleotides long. RefSeq names its product 3-methyl-2-oxobutanoate hydroxymethyltransferase. Gene Ontology annotation, cellular component: mitochondrion. The record is from RefSeq and is a predicted model, not a curated record. Bases 8 to 2179 code for a protein of 723 amino acids. Gene Ontology annotation, biological process: pantothenate biosynthetic process. The transcript has a single exon. Gene Ontology annotation, molecular function: magnesium ion binding; 2-dehydropantoate 2-reductase activity; 3-methyl-2-oxobutanoate hydroxymethyltransferase activity. Lineage: Eukaryota; Heterolobosea; Eutetramitea; Acrasida; Naegleriidae.
UGAGAAAAUGAAGAUGAUUACAAAAAUAGGUGGUGGUCUUGUAAGGAAGAGUUUGGGAAGGGAUGACGUCCUCUCGUUGCUGAAUCUUGUUCAGUCCACAAGAAAGAGUUGGGUUUCGUCUACCAUAAAUGGAAAGAAGACUAUUCGAAACUAUUCAGUGCACACAAGUCCAAAGAGUAAUAAGGCAUCCUCACAAGAGAAAGAAUCUAUAAGGCAAGAAUUAGUACCUGUCACUUUGCAAUGCAUCAAUUACAAGUAUCAAAAUCAAAUUCCCUUGACAAUGCUCACAGCAACUGAUUUUCAUUCUGCUUCUGUGGUUGACCAAACAAAUUGUGAUAUGAUAUUGGUGGGUGAUUCCUUGUCAAUGACUGCCUUAGGUCAACCAAACACAACUAGCGUUACGAUGGACGAAAUGAUUCAUCAUGCUAAAGCUGUCAAGAGAGGAAGUCAAUAUUCAUUCUUGAUCGGUGACAUGCCAUUUGGUUCCUAUGUCACAGAUGACGCUGCAGUUCACAAUGCUGUUAGGUUUAUUAAGGAAGCAGAAAUGAAUUCUGUCAAACUUGAAGGAGGUGAAAGAGUUGCCUCAAAAAUCAAGUCAAUUGUCGAUGCUGGAAUAGUUGUCAUUGCACAUAUUGGCCUAACCCCACAAUCAUGCAAUCAAUUGGGAGGUUUCAGAGUGGUUGGUUCAAAGAACUGCUCAGAAGCUAUCCAAUUAUGGAAAGAUGCAUUGGCAGUUAAGGAAGCUGGAGCUAGCUUAAUUGUACUGGAAUGCGUUCCUCAGAAAUUAGCCUCUCUCAUUACGAAACACAUUGGAAUUCCAACAAUUGGUAUUGGAUCUGGUAAAUGUUCAGGUCAGGUGUUGGUUUAUCAUGAUUUAUUGGGAAUGUAUUCAAAGUUUACUCCAAAGUUUUGUAAACAAUAUUUGAAUUUGAAUCCAAUCAUGAUUGAUGCUUGUGAAAAUUAUGUGAAAGAUGUUGUGAAUGGAGAAUUUCCACACAAAUCACAUACUUUUAUUAUUAAGGAUGAUGUAUAUAGUGUAGUUUCGGAAUAUAUUGAAAAAGAUGUGAAAAAUCAUCAAGUUAAUGAGAUAAUCAAGUCAAAUGUUGAUGGAAAGAAAGAUGGACAAUUGGGUGUAGAUUAUAAUAAUGUAGGCGAAAGACCAAAGGUAUUAAUUCUUGGUUCAGGAUCUGUUGGUUCAUUGUUUGCUUCUAGUUUAUCAAGUAAUUGUGAUGUGAAAUUGCUGAGUGGAAAAAAGACGAAACUUGAAGAAAAUAUUGAAAUUUCCACACAAGUAAGGGAAGGAAAUGAAACUAAAUCAAUUAGAAAUACUAUUGUAAAUAUUAUAAGUGAUGAAGAAUUGAAGAAUGCUUGGAAUGGUGAAAUUGAUGUCUUGAUUAUAGCUGUCAAGAGUUAUGCCACUAAUCAAGCAAUUCAGAACAUGAUGGAAGGACUUCCAUCUUUAUCAAAGAUUAAGCAUAUUAUAACUGUUCAGAAUGGAUAUGGAAAUGAGCAAAAUAUCUUGACCUCUCUUUCAAAACUCAACUUGGAAGGCGUUUCAAUGUCACCAAUCAAUUUAUACUCAGGAGUCAAGACAAUUCUUAAUAGUGAAGAUAGAAGAGUAUUGGAGCAAUCGAACACUGACAAAAUAUCAAUUAGCGUUCCAAAACUACUUGUAGACACCAAAUUAGGAAAUGUAUUUUCCAAUAAUUCACAAUUCCAAAUUGGCUCAAUACUGAAUUCGACAAUAAUUGAUGGAAAACCAAAGUUUGUUGAUUGGAUGAAACUUAUUAUCAAUUCCACCAUCAAUCCGCUUGCCUCCCUCUACCAAAUUGAAAAUGGAAAUUUAUUACAAAAUCUCGCCUUACAAAAUUUGAUGAAAAUUCUAAUUAAGGAACAAGUCAAUAUUUUAAGAAUGAUUCCUGGAGCAAUAGAUUCAUUGGCUACAGCUCAAGAAAUGAAAGACAAGUCUAUUGAGCAAGUAGUUUAUGAAAAGGUAAUGAAAAUUUGUGAGUUGACUAGUUCAAAUCGUUGUAGCAUGUUAGUGGACUUGGAAAAUCAAAACGAAACUGAAAUUAUGUAUCUCAAUGGAGCAUUUGUAGAGUUGGCUAACAAAUUCAAGAUUGAUUCUCCAAGUAAUAAGAUGAUUGUUGAAUUAAUUACAGCAAAGCAAGUAAAAUAAAUUUGUAAUUUUGU